AGGAAAAAAAAAAAAAAAAAAGCUACAAUGAGAUACAACGAAAUUCCUCACUUCAGCCACCCUCAACACAAGCUGAAAUUCGAGUACACAGAAGUCCCAUUCAAGUGCGACGGCUGCAAAGAAGUGGGCAUCGGGUCACGCUACAAAUGCAGCAUCUGCGACUACGAUCUUCACAUGCACUGCGCUCUUCCCUCCUCCUCCAUCACUCAUCCCUUCUACACCAAAUGCUCCUUCCAGUUCCUCCCUCGACCCCCCGGCAACAUCCCCCGCUACUGCAACGCCUGCGAGAAGGACGUGACGGGCUUCGUCUACCACUGCAAGUCCUGCGGCUUCGAUCUCCACCCCUGCUGCGCCAAGCUCCCCAUGGUGCUUGACGACGGUGAAGUUAAGCUAUACCUGUACAGGAAGGUUGGUGCCUCGUGCCACCGGUGCGGGAGGAAAGGGAGGAGCUGGAGCUACCGAUCCACCUGCAAGAAGUAUAAUCUGCACGUUGCGUGCGUGAAGGAGAUGCUGGUGGAAAGUUGGCAUGAAAUAUAUUUUGGGGCAAGAAAUGGGACUAGGAAAUUGGAGACUAGGAUUCCCAGCCUGAGAGGUACAUUGCAGAGUUACCACCGCAGAAGCAAAGGUAAGGUGCAGAAAUGUUGCGAGAUUGCUGGUUUGGCUUUGCAGUUUGUUAUCUCGGCCGUUCUUGGGGAUCCUACCACUCUGAUUGCGGGGGUUGUUGGUUCACUUAUAUCAAAAUAGGAUGAAAACUUUAAUUGUUA
Molecule: messenger RNA, 764 nt
Organism: Coffea eugenioides
Lineage: Eukaryota; Viridiplantae; Streptophyta; Magnoliopsida; Gentianales; Rubiaceae
Exons: 1
Coding region: 28-744 (238 amino acids)
Source: RefSeq, a predicted model, not a curated record